UACGCUUUUACUCUUAACACACCAUCAGUUACCAGAAUCCUCAACGAUAUCAAGAUGCGAUUCCAUCUUGUUGUUGCUGCCUUCUUCGCUUCUGUGACUUUGGCAGACCCCGCCGUCAAGCAGCUCAACCCCCUUGACCACCCAAAGCUUGUUGGUCGUCCCAAGGGAGACCCGUCCCAUUCCGGUGGAAGCUGUUGUUCUCAUGACCCUGGCGUUUGCCAGCCUUCUUGUUGCCCGAUUGGAUGUCCAAAGCUGUAGGAGAGAUAGGCACCUUGGAUCGUUUCAGGACCCGUCUGCCGGACUCCCAAUGAUGCGACUGUUGGCCCAGCUUGUAAUGUUAUCUAGAUGGGCCAAGGGGCGACUGGUACAUCUGCAUUUACUCGAUUGUCACAAGUUGUUUGCAAAGCAAAGGCUGUAACACAAACCUACCCAAGAGCAACUGAGUGUACAUGCGGAGAGAAGUCUACUACAUCCAACAUAUGACUUUUGUUAAAUAUAGACCCAAUCCUUCCCUGAUGAAGAAUUGAGUAAAGUAAAAACUUCGAGGACAAUGCCAC
Messenger RNA from Colletotrichum destructivum, 557 nucleotides. RefSeq lists its product as uncharacterized. Bases 55 to 258 code for a protein of 67 amino acids. Lineage: Eukaryota; Fungi; Ascomycota; Sordariomycetes; Glomerellales; Glomerellaceae. The transcript has 2 exons. The record is from RefSeq and is a predicted model, not a curated record.